This is a messenger RNA of Trichechus manatus latirostris (Florida manatee), 2489 nucleotides long. It is a transcript of the gene CARNS1, whose product is annotated as carnosine synthase 1. The coding region runs from base 6 to 2489 and encodes 827 amino acids. Gene Ontology annotation, molecular function: carnosine synthase activity; metal ion binding; ATP hydrolysis activity. The record is from RefSeq and is a predicted model, not a curated record. The transcript is spliced from 6 exons. Gene Ontology annotation, biological process: carnosine biosynthetic process. NCBI's taxonomy places the organism in Eukaryota, Metazoa, Chordata, Mammalia, Sirenia, Trichechidae.
GAAACAUGCUCCUUUGCGUGUCCCCUGCUUGGCUGACGAAGGUGCCAGCGCCCGGGCAGCCGGGUGAGGCGGCCCUGCUGGUCUCCAAGGCCGUGAGCUUCCACCCGGGGGGCCUGACAUUCCUGGACCACUUUGUGCCCCCACGCCGGGCCACCUACUUUCUGGCAGACCUGGGGCCAGGGCCUGGCUGGAGUCGAGAGGCAGCAGAACUGGCCCGUGACCUGGCCUGCCCCACGGGCACUUCGGCCGAGAUGGCCCGGCUGCUGGAGGACCGGCUGCUGACCAGGCAGUUGCUGGUCCGGCAGGGGGGUGUGGCCGUGCCAGCUACCCUGGCCUUUACCUACAAGCCGCUGGGGUUGCUGUGGGGUGGGGAGGCCAGCCCAGGACUGCGGCUGGUGGAGCUGAGCGGCAAAGAGGGCCAGGAGGCCCUGGUGAAGGAGGAAGUGGGGGCCUUUCUGCACUCGGAGGCCCUGGGGGACGCCCUGCAGGUGGCCGUGAAGCUCAGUGGCUGGCGCUGGCGGGGGCGGCAGGCAUUGCGUCUGCACCCAAGGGCAGAGCUGGGUGCGGUGGUGGACACGGUGCUGGUGUUGCUGGAGAAGCUGGAGGAGGAGGAGAGUGUCCUGGUGGAGGCUGUGUGCCCACCUGCCCGGCCGCCCAACCUAGGCAACCCCCUGCCGGGCCCCGAGCUGGCUGUUCGCAUCUGUGCGGUGGUGUGUUGCACACAGGGUGACAGACCCCUGCUGAGCAAGGUGGUGUGCGCCGUGGGCCGCGGAGACCAGCCGCUGCGGCACCAUAGCUCCCUGCCGCGGACGCUGGAGGUGGCGCUGGCCCAGUGCGGCCUGGGCGAGGUGGCACAGGUGGAGGCCGUGCGGCAGCGCGUCAAGGUGGCGGCCGAGGCCGCGCUGGCCGCUGUGCUGGCCCUGGAGGCCGGCCUGAGCACCGAGCAACGCGGCGGGCGCCAGGUCCACACCGAUGUGCUGGGCGUGGACUUCGCGCUGACAGUGACCGGCCGCACGCUGACUCCCGUGGCCCUGGAGCUGAACAGCGGCCUCUGCCUGGAGGCGUGCGGCGCACUCGAGGGGCUGUGGGCCGCACCACGCAUGGGGCCGGCGGCUGAGGCGGCGGCGGCGGCGCCGCUGGUGGAAACCAUGCUCAGGCGCUCGGCACGCAGCCUCAUGAAGGGCAAGCAGCUGCUGCUGGUCGGCGCAGGCGGAGUCAGCAAGAAGUUCGUGUGGGACGCGGCGCGCGACUACGGGCUCAAGCUGCACCUGGUGGAGUCGGACCCCAACCACUUCGCCUCCCAGCUGGUGCACACCUUCAUCCACUUCGAUAUGACAGAGCACCGCAGGGAUGAGGAGAACGCGCGACUGCUAGCGGAGCUGGUGCGGGCGCGUGGCCUGCAACUCGAUGGCUGCUUCUCCUACUGGGACGACUGCCUGGUGCUCACAGCCCUGCUCUGCCAGGAGCUGGGCUUGCCCUGCAGCCCGCCGGCCGCCAUGCGCCUGGCCAAGCAGAAGAGCUGCACCCAGCUGCACCUGCUGCGUCGCCAAGGCCCGCCCUGGCCGGCGCCCUCUCUGCAUGCCGUGCCCUGCUGCCCACUGAAGAGCGAGGCAGACGUGGAUCGGGCUGUCCACCAGGUGCCUCUGCCCGGCGUCAUGAAGCUGGAGUUCGGAGCUGGCGCAGUGGGUGUGCGGCUUGUGGAGAACGCGCUGCAGUGCCACGAGCACUUCUCCCACAUUGCCCAUGACCUGCAGGGCGAGGCUGACCACCCGGGCAUUGGACUGGGCUGGGGCAAUGCAAUGCUGCUGAUGGAGUUCGUGGAGGGCACCGAGCAUGAUGUAGACCUGGUGCUAUUUGGCGGGCAGCUGUUGGCUGCUUUCGUCUCUGACAACGGCCCCACGCGGUUGCCUGGCUUUACUGAGACGGCGGCCUGCAUGCCCACUGGGCUGGCUCCCGAGCAGGAGGCACAGCUGGUGCAGGCAGCCUUCCGCUGCUGCCUGGGCUGUGGGCUGCUGGAUGGGGUCUUCAAUGUCGAGCUCAAGCUGACCGGGGCCGGGCCUCGGCUCAUCGAGAUCAACCCCCGCAUGGGCGGCUUCUACCUGAGGGACUGGAUCCUGGAGCUCUAUGGCGUGGAUCUGCUGCUGGCUGCCGCCAUGGUGGCCUGUGGCCUGCGGCCCGCCCUGCCUGCCCACCCUCGCGCCCGCGGCCACCUGGUGGGCGUCAUGUGCGUGGUGUCCCAGCACCUGCAGGCGCUAAGCUCCACUGCCAGCCGUGAGGCCCUGCAGGCCCUGCACGACCGGGGCGUGCUGCGCCUCAAUGUGCUCGAGGACGCCCUGGUGCCCGGCGAGUACGAGGAGCCCUACUGCAGUGUGGCCUGUGCUGGGCCCAGCCCGGCCGAGGCCCGUCUCCGCCUCCUGGGCCUCUGUCAGGGCCUGGGCAUCGACGGGCCCCACUACCCCGUCGCCCACUUCCUGUCCCACUUCAAAUAG